AUGGGCACACAUAAAAGCAAAUUGGAAAAAAGACGUACCGUCAAUAUAGAUAUAGAUCCUCAACAUCGAACUUAUUUAUCCGAACGAGACGUUGCAUUUUUGAGUUCUCAGACAGGACUCUCAAGAGAAGAAAUUUACGAUUGGCAUUUGAAGUUUUUCCAGGAUAAUCCUGAUGGAAGAUUAGACCGUUUUCAAUUUCGAAAAUUUUAUCAGCUACUAAGAGACGAGAGUCCAGAACGUUUGGAAAAUAUAUGUGAUCAUGUUUUUCGAGCGUUCGAUGUCGAUGGAAAUGGGUUUGUGGAAUUUGGUGAAUUUUUACUUGGCUUUGCAAUAUGUAGUAGAGGAGAUUUGAAGUCACGUCUCGACUAUGCAUUUGAAUGUUAUGAUCUCGAUUCUAAUGGAUACAUUACGUUAGAUGAAAUAUGCCCGGUGUUGAAUGCCAUGUAUACAUUGAUGGGAAUAAAACAUAUUAAAGAUUAUCCACCAGAGGCAGUAGCUAAAGACUUGAUGAAAAAAUUAGACACCUCAAAUGAUGGAAAAGUAUCGAAAGAUGAAUUUAUUUAUUUUUUAACCAAAGAAGGAAUUUAUCGAAAUACGGUAAAUCCAUUUAACUAG
Messenger RNA from Didymodactylos carnosus, 615 nucleotides. Lineage: Eukaryota; Metazoa; Rotifera; Eurotatoria; Philodinida; Philodinidae. The record is from the annotation of a GenBank genome assembly.